UCUCCAGAACUACUCAGAGUCACCGAGCUGGAAGGAAGUAGCCACGUCUCUGUGGCACCGAAAGGAGAGCAAGGAAGGAAAGUAUCUGCCUAUAAAGACAACAGAUUAAGGAUGGAACCAUCAAAAGAAUAUCUAUUCAGUUACAAAGGGUUUUAUUUUUCUGUAACUACUACACCUGAGUAUGUAGCUUCCCUGGAGGAUUUUGAAAUCAAUGAUAGUGACAUAUUUAUAGCAACUUACCCAAAAUCAGGAACUGUAUGGACUCAGAACAUUAUGAGCUUAAUAAUGUAUGAAGGCCACCGUACUGGAGCAGAAAAUGUGGACAUCAUGCAGAGAGUCCCAUGGCUGGAAUACAAUAUUGGAAAAACAGAUUAUACGCAACGUCCUCUGCCUCGUGUUUUUGCCACCCACCUGCCUUACUACUUAGUUCCAAGAGACCUGAGAAACAAAAGAGCACAUAUUAUUUAUAUUACCAGGAACCCUAAGGAUGUUAUGGUUUCUUACUACCACUUCUCCAAAUACAUGAAUACGCUAGAGGAAAUACCGGAUCUUAACGUUUUUAUGGAUAGAUUUUUAGCUGGAAAAGUCCUUGGCAGUUCAUGGCUGGAUCAUGUUGUAGGCUGGUACAAUCAUGCAGAGGAUUUCAAUAUACUCUUCCUUACCUAUGAAGAAAUGAAAAAGGAUCUCAGAAGCGCUGUACUGAAGAUCUGUAAGUUUGUGGGCAAGAAGCUGAGUGAAGAGGAGGUGGACAAUGUUGUGAGACAGGCUACAUUUGAGAACAUGAGAAAGGAUCCCAGAGCAAACUAUGAGAGCCUGCCAGAUGACCUCGUAAAAAAAGAAAAGGGCAGUUUUCUACGAAAAGGCACUGUUGGAGACUGGAAAAACAUCAUGACAGUGGCACAGAACGAAAAGUUUGACAAAGUUCUUCAAGAGAAAAUGAAGACCCUGCCCAUCAAAUUCAUCUGGGAUAUUAAUGAAAUGUAGGCUGGUUUUGAGUUUCAUCAUCCUUUGGUGUUUAUACUAGAUGGACAUAUCUGAAGCACUGAAAGAAGAAAAUGCAUCCAUUUUCAGCUAUGUUAUAGAAAUAAUAACAAUGACAACUCAGUCAAAAAAUGUGAGUUGUCUGAGGAAGCUACUCAGUUCCACCAGUUUUCUGUUUGCAAUUUUACAAGGUAUUUUAAUAAACUUUCUAAGUAAACCAA
Messenger RNA from Calypte anna (Anna's hummingbird), 1202 nucleotides. Its product is annotated as amine sulfotransferase. Gene Ontology annotation, molecular function: sulfotransferase activity. Gene Ontology annotation, cellular component: cytoplasm. The record is from RefSeq and is a predicted model, not a curated record. The transcript is spliced from 7 exons. Lineage: Eukaryota; Metazoa; Chordata; Aves; Apodiformes; Trochilidae. Bases 112 to 984 code for a protein of 290 amino acids. Gene Ontology annotation, biological process: sulfation.